CGUGCUUCUGUUUACUAUUUUCACUACUUCAUAGUACUCAUCCUUGAUUUUGGUCUUUCUAUCUGUCAUUAAAAUCAUUAAUUAUAUACCUAGUCACGUUAUAUACAUUGACCCAUUUCUAGAGGAAUUGAGCGGCUCAUUCAAUAUGCCUGCCCAGAAGAGAACCUCCACUGAGAUGGAUCCCGCGAUCGCUACUGGCCCCGAUAAAGAGAAUCAGCCAGCGGCAGAAGCAGCGCCGCAUUCUGGCAAUACAAAGAAAAGCUGUGAUGAGAUCCGGCAGGAAAUACGCGAUUUCAUUGCUUCAGGGCAGAUGAGCGCCAGCAACUUCCAGCGCGCAAUUGACGUGUCUCCGCGGUCAUAUGCUGAAUUUUUGAGCCAGGAGGGCGUCAAGGGCGCCCGGUCGGCUACGUAUAACAAUGCGUUGAAGUUUUUUGACGGCCGGAGCGGAGGUACUGUUGUGCCUUUGGCUGCAACCCAGCCUGCGGCAAGCACGGCGGGAAAUGCUCAGAAGAGGGCGAAGAAGAGUCAACCAUCGAGUCCGGCUGCAGUUGAUCUUUCGGAUGUUCACUUGGAUGGGGAUGAGGAUGGGAAUGUGCCGGUCUUCGAGACGUGUGAUGUGGUGAGGAAGAAGAUCAGGGCGCAUCUGCGCAAGACUGGAGUGACGCAGGCGGCUUUCAUGCGAGAAGCUGCGAAGGCGGCGUACCCGCAGGGUACGAAGAGGCUGAACGCGAAUUCGUUCGGGGAAUUCUUGAAGAAGAAGGGUCCUACUGCUGGGAGCUCAGGGGCGGUCUUCUAUGCGGCGUAUGUGUAUUUUGAGAAGUUGAGAAUCAAGAAUGGGAAGCCGAAGGACGCCUUCCGACUUGAGAUGGAGAAGGUCUGGCCGAAUGGCUUCGAGCUCGAUAAUGCGGCCAAUGGGAGGCUGUGGUGUGGUCCCAAUGAGAGACCCUGGGUUGAUAUGUAUGGGAUGGUGCAUUUUUCGUGAUUGUUACUGUUUGGCUCGUCUGCGGACCAUCUCGUUUGCAAUUAUGUUCGGUUGCGUAUUGUGUUCUUUGUUAUAUACUCCGUUGGAUUGAUUAGUUUUGAGCGAAUUGCAGUUCAUCCUGUUGCUUCUUUUGGUUGUUCUUUGAUUAUUCGGCCAUUGGCAUCGAUGCCUGCGAAUAGCUCGGAUGCCGUGCUUUCGUCCAACUUCAGAGCCAGCUUAGGCCUUGAGUACAGUACAUCCCAGGUGAAUGCUGGCUUUCCGCUUCUGGUAUCCCAGUUCACUAGGGGAACUAGACAGGAUAUGCGUUUCCAGAGCCUCUGCAUGAAUCGUCGUGUGAUGUUAUGGGGUCGUCCGUCAACAUAAUCUUCGAAAGUAUUCCCCUUCUGCGGUCCCUCCGUCAAAAACCCAGCAUCUAGAGUGGACUCAACAGGAACGGAAGAAGCCCCGACUGCCUUUCGUCGUUUGGGUGGCGCCCACGGAAUAGUCCCCGACAUAAGACCCUCCAACACCUUGAGCUCUGAGUCAGGCAGCGGUGGGAACAGAUUCUGUAGCGUCUGAUUAUACCAUUUCCUCCGGAUGUUCCUGCGACGAGACGGAGCGAGCGGCUUCCCCCAGAUAUUCUCCGCGGGAAUAACUGGCUCGACUUGCU
Messenger RNA from Aspergillus welwitschiae, 1631 nucleotides. RefSeq lists its product as uncharacterized. Bases 146 to 982 code for a protein of 278 amino acids. The record is from RefSeq and is a predicted model, not a curated record. The transcript has a single exon. Lineage: Eukaryota; Fungi; Ascomycota; Eurotiomycetes; Eurotiales; Aspergillaceae.